Molecule: messenger RNA, 1614 nt
Organism: Dissoconium aciculare CBS 342.82
Lineage: Eukaryota; Fungi; Ascomycota; Dothideomycetes; Mycosphaerellales; Dissoconiaceae
Exons: 5
Coding region: 1-1614 (537 amino acids)
Biological process (GO): positive regulation of transcription by RNA polymerase II
Molecular function (GO): protein dimerization activity; RNA polymerase II cis-regulatory region sequence-specific DNA binding; DNA-binding transcription factor activity, RNA polymerase II-specific
Source: RefSeq, a predicted model, not a curated record
AUGGGUCGUCGCAAGAUCGAGAUCAAGCCCAUCAGGGACGAUCGCAAUCGAAGCGUCACCUUCCUCAAACGUAAAGGCGGUCUUUUCAAGAAGGCGCAUGAGUUGUCCGUCUUGUGCUCUGUCGACGUCGCCGUCAUCAUCUUCGGCAACAAUAAGAAGCUAUAUGAAUACUCGUCCUCGGACAUCAACGAAAUCAUCAAUCGCUUCCAAUAUUAUGGCGGUGCACAUGAACACAAAGGUCCCUCUGACUUCACGGACAAAGGUGGAGGCGACGACGAUGACGACGACGAUGGUGGAGACGAUAUGGGCGAUGAACACGGCACUCCAGUUCCAAUGAUGCAGCCCCAAAUGCAGCACCACCCAGGUUUUCAAAAUCAGGCGUUCCUGGAAGAUUCAAGACGCACGUCCAUGCCGCCGGGAUACCCUCCACAGCAGGUGCCACAGGCGAACAUGGGUCGCAGUUCACAAGAGCAUCUGCAGCCUCCGCCACCGUCAUUACAACAUCCGAACAUACCUCGACACCUGUCUCCGCAGCCACAGCAUCAACAACGACGACCAACAGCAUCCCCUCAGCCACCCCAACAUCAAUUCGCUAGCCCUCCGAUCCCGCAGCCCCGUCCUCUGCCUGCGUCAAAGGCGCCAGUCAUUUUCACACCAAUUGAUGACAGCCGUUCAAUGUUGGCUCAGCACUGGGGCUCGACAAGCACUGCUGGUUCAACACGAGCCGAUGCGUCGGCGAAAGUGGAAGAGUCUGGGCCACGCCCGUCAUCGAUCGACGUAGGGACUCUUCAGCGCAGUUCGCAGCAUCCGGGCAAGCCUCCACGAUCGCGAUCCCGCUCGCCUCGCCCAGCUGAACCACCAACCAGCGCUGCUCCAACUGGGCCGCCCCAUCGCUCCAGCACUAGCGGUUCCAUGGAUGCCAAACGCCCGCGGCUCACUGUGCAAAUCCCAAGCGAAGCAUCUCCUGUUGAUGGCAACGCUACAGGUGCAUCGGUUCUCGAGGACUCUAGUGCUGCCCAGACUGCACCCACGAGCGACCCAAGCGCGCACAAUCACUCACAACAUCUUCAACAACCGCAGCUUCUUCACCAUAAUCAUCACGGCGUACACCUUCCACCUCCAUCACCCAGCGCAGGCAAUCCUCUCCUGUCCGCGGGCGCUCAAGGGCCCCCGAAUCCUUUCGCACGACCAGCCCCGCCCAUGAGUACAAAUCCACACGCAAUGAACCGCGAUGCCGCUGCGCCAGGGCAGUCUAACAGCAAUCAUAACAACAAUAUCGACACGCCUCUCACAGCGCUUCCCAGUCGCUUCAUGAGUGACAACCUACUACCGUCGCCGUCAAGCUUUUAUCCUGAAUGGAAUCUCGGCCGGCUGACCUCUGCCGCAGGGGACAUGUCCGCUGGAGGUCUUGGAGUUUUACCCAGUCCUUUGAACUUUGGCGUCGGGACGAGGCGUGACGACGACGGUCCUUCACUGGAAGCCAGCAGCAGUAAAAAGAGACCCGCCAGCGGCCCAGCAGAGGAAGACGGAAGUGGAUCGGGGAGUGCCGACGAAAGCGGUGGUGGUAGUGGCGCGACUGGAAGCGAAAGCGAUGCUAAGAGAGUGAAGACGUAA